Bipolaris oryzae ATCC 44560 is the source of this 2652-nucleotide messenger RNA. RefSeq lists its product as uncharacterized. Lineage: Eukaryota; Fungi; Ascomycota; Dothideomycetes; Pleosporales; Pleosporaceae. Gene Ontology annotation, biological process: protein autophosphorylation; phosphorelay signal transduction system. The transcript has 2 exons. The record is from RefSeq and is a predicted model, not a curated record. The coding region runs from base 1 to 2652 and encodes 883 amino acids. Gene Ontology annotation, molecular function: histidine phosphotransfer kinase activity; phosphorelay sensor kinase activity.
AUGGGGGAACCUACCACCAUCCCACCCGAUAUAAUCGAGCGCCAGUCCCUCUGCUUCUCCCGCCCACUCCCCGGCAUGGUCGUGCAACACGGCAUACAGGGCUUCAAAGAGGAACUGGCACGCCUCUUCGAUCCCGCUGAGAGCAACGCCGCCGAGCAGCUAGUCCGCCUCAAGGAGUCCCUUCGCAUCGCCGACACCGACAGCUUCUGGAUGCAGCUCACCCGCGGCCUUGCCCAAAUCGCCGAUGCCCAGUAUGCCUUUGUCUCAAAGAGGAUCCUCGUUGACGACAAGAACGUUGCUGUUGAGCUGCCCCCCAUUGGAGAGCCUGGUGCUUGUCUCAUGGGUGAAGCCUUUUACAUCAACGACGACCACGGCAACGGCCCGGGCCACCUGAGGAACUUCAAGUACCACGCCUACCAGUGCCCGUGUGCCUACAUGAAGCACGACAAGGUCUUCAUCAUUCCCGAGAAACUCAACGACUUCAUCGUCAACAACCCAAACGACCUCAUUAUCCCCGGAGAGGCCUACCUUGGAAUCCCCCUCUUCGCCCAAGGUAAAUGCUUUGCCCACUUUGGUGUCAUGUGGGGGAAAGAGGGGGCUGAGCGACGCGUCUUGAGCUGGGGAUUUCUUGAGAUGAUGAUGCACAGCCUCGAGGACAUGAUUCUGGAACGCGUGCUCGAAGGCAAUGAGUUCGCCAGCGCUGCGCAGCCAGUCGACGCCGAGGUGCCCAAGAUUGUCCCCCACAAGGCUGUCUCGAUUGCCCAGUCACUCAAGCCUUAUGCCAGGAGCCUAUCACAUGAACUGAGGACGCCCAUGCAGGGCGUUGUUGGUAUGUUGGACGUCAUGAUGGCCAACGUCAAGGAGGCUUCGGAAUCUUUCCAACUAGACCCCCGCACACGCGAGAUACUCCACACGCUCAAGGAGAACAUUGAAGCGGUCCAAGACAGCUCAAGACGCGCAGUCGAGGCAGCAGACAAUGUGGUUCAUGCUUACGAUAUGAACAUGGGCGUUCCUGAAACCACUCAAUCCCCGCUAGACAAGUCUCCUGACCAAUGGAACACCUUUUGGCGAGAGGUGCGGCCCGAUCUGAUGAUUCCCGGCAACAGCAUGCAUGCACCCCUGCGUGGAGUAAAGAGGAGGAGACAGGAUGUAUCAUGGGCCGACUAUGCCUCCAAGACGCGAGUUUCCAAGCAGGCUCGUCAGCGUGUCCGCAAUACCUUGUCGGAAGAACCCCUUCCCCGCGGCUCUAAAUCGUGUCCCCCAAACCCAAGCCCCGCAGAAAUCCAGCAAUUGGACCGUGUCUGCUCACACGGCACUUCGUCGGGCAAGUGCGACUCCACAACUUCUCCAAUCUUCACUUCGGAGCACUCUACAGUACCUGGACUGCGGCAUACAAACUUGAGAGAAGUUUUACAGUAUGUCAUCAAUGAUGCUCUCAAAGUGGGAGGAAGGCCAGAUUCUGCCAUUGCCGAGGCCACGGAUACCGGAGAGCGUAUCGAAGUGCGAACACGUAGCUCAAAUGGAGAGGCGCAUACCAAAUGGAUCGAGUGGACUGUUUCCCCUGAUGUGCCAGAGACGAUAGUCAUUGACGAACGCGAUCUCGCCAAAAUGGUGUCUUGCCUUGCGCUCAACGCCAUCAAGUUUACCCAGGAUGGAUCCAUCACGCUUCAAGCCACACUCAGUGCAAAGGGCCGCUACAUUGUCAUCAACAUCAAGGACACUGGCUCCGGCAUCCCAGCGGCCUUUUUGCCAAAUCUUUUCAAGCCAUUUUCCAGGGAAGACGAUUCCCUAACAAGGCAGAGUGAAGGCCUGGGCCUUGGGUUGAUGGUUGCCAAGGGCAUUGCUAGGAAGCUCGGUGGCGAUCUUUUCUGUCUUCGUUCUCAUGUUGCAGGGCCAGCCAGAGGAUCUGAGUUUGAAAUGCGUGUUCCUCUUAACCCAGGUGAAAUUUGCAGUCGUCCGGCCACACCAUUUGGAUCGCCGACCCCUUCGAUCAAAUCUCGCAUGUCGCUCGAUCCCGAAGUUCCCCGUCUCGAUCUCGGCCGUGGCCCCGUUACUCCUCCAUUAAACUCUGAUUCCUUCAAAAACGACCCUGAGCGCCAAGCACCAGUCACGCCCGUCAUCACCGUCGACAAGGCAAGCCCGCCGACCCAUGUUGGCCUGGUUACUCCCCGCCGCACCUCGUCACCCCCACGACGCCAUACAGCCCGUGCCUUGUCCUCUGAAAAGGAAGUGACGCCACCUGACCUAGGCAAUCAGCUUCCUCUCAACAUUCUUGUCGUAGACGACAACGCCAUCAACAGGCGUGUCCUCGUGAGCAUGCUCGGGAGGCUGGGAUACAAAAACAUCACCACUGCAUUCAAUGGCAACGACGCCGUUGAGACUGUCCGUCGCAACGCGCUUGGGCCUGCCUCUGCAACCUUUGACGUUGUUCUCAUGGACCUGUGGAUGCCGUUGCUGGAUGGCUUCCAAGCGACUGAGGUGAUUUUAUCAAUGAAGGAGCUCACAACCAAACCCACAAUCCUUGCUGUCAGCGCAGACAUCACCGAUGCCGCCCUCGACAAAGCAGUCAAGAGCGGGAUGAAGGGAUUUGUCACCAAACCUUUCGUUACUCGCGAUAUCGCCCGGUUGCUUCGGACGUAUUGCACGAUUUAA